GAUGAACCCUUGUCUUCGGUGCCACAAAGAAAUCAUAAGAUGUUCAAUCUACAUAGAAUUAACUGCUAACUUCAGGGGGGAAGCUUUUAAACAGAGAAGUUUGACAUUUGAAUUAUUUUUCUGGCUUGGAACGUGUCUAUCACAUCUUCUUUCUCCACUUCCACCGACUGGGCGCACUUGUCAUUUCCAAGAUCAUUGGUAAUCAUUUUGACAACAGCUUGCGCAAGGACAAGUUUUCCUUGGCAGCAUAACCGGAUUCUUUUUUGUACGAAACUCGCGAUCCGUGAGUGGUUUAAUGGAUAUUUGAUAAAACUCUAAGAGACAAUGAAUGCGACAUUUGGAAAUUUGACUUUUAAUGGCACAGAGUACUCCGGUUCAUGGACAGAUGCUUCCUUACAUAUAAUUGAAGUGUUUUCUUUGCUUGUCUACGUCGCCGUGUUCGGAGUCGGCGGCGUGUUAGACAUUUUUGUCAUCUACGUAAUGUUACGAAGUGGACAACUAAGGAAAAAUUUUGCCAGCUUUUUACUUUUUCAUUUAUCUGUGACUCAUCUACUGUUUCAUCUUGUAAUCGUCAUGAAUUUUUACGGGGGUCUGCUUCAUAGAGAUAUUCAGUCUUGUAAGGCGUUUGUCUUUGUCGACCGCGCAUGCCCAGCCGCUAUUUUUAGCACGUUAGCUGCUAUUGCGUGGGAUAGACUCAAAAACAUCUUACAGCCUUUUAAGAGCCUGAUUUACAGACCCCUUCGUUCAUAUUUAAUAAUGACUGGAGUCAUUUGGGCCUAUGCUGUGUUAUCUUCCAUUUCGUUUGUUCACAGUGUGAAGGUACAGACUGUGAACUAUUGUCGGGCAGAAAACAACAGUGAUUCAUGUAGACAGUAUAUGUUCUGUGACACAUCGCGAUCUACUUGGCAAAUUCAGCUUUCCGAGACGAUUUAUUUUUUUGUGGCGUUUAUCAUGCCUCUUUCCUAUAUAGCAGUUGCGUACACAAGAAUUGCAGUUCGCUUGUGGAACAGAAGCAAAAAUGGAGCUAUUCACAGCGCUGUGGCGAAACACAAGUCAAAAUCUAUUCGCUUGUUGGUUGUAGCCGUGUUUGGCUUCGUUCUUUGCUGGGGACCAAGUAUUUUGGGCAGCAUGUUAGAUAAAUUUCAAGUUUUUGACGGAGUGCCUGGAGUGACGAAAUAUUUUUUAAUGAUAUGGUUCAUGUUUAUCGCACCGGCAUCAAGCUCUUGUGUUAGUACUGCUGUAUACGCUUUUUUUUGCCCUGAAUUUAGGAAAAAUAGCAUCAAAUUUGCUUGUUGUUGUUGUUAUUGUUGUUGCUGCUGUAAAUCGUCCCGUAAUCACCGGAUUAGUCCCGAUGACGAGAUACGUUUACAAACAAGAACGUGGCAAACUUCGAUACGAAGACAGCAGGUCGAUCAGAAAUGAAGAAAUAUUUGCUUUCUUCAGUGGUUGAGCCCCGAAUAAUUUGGGAUCCAUGUCAGUGGUAUAAGCGUAAGAUAGACACAUCAUGUUCGAAAACAUGUAAAGCACACACAUAAGGCAACCUUCAUACUUCAGUUGCAUUGUAGAGGAAGAUUGUAGGAGUACAUUAUGUUUUCCCAUAUUUAACGUAGCUAGGAAUGACG
This is a messenger RNA of Pocillopora verrucosa, 1622 nucleotides long. Its product is annotated as pyroglutamylated RF-amide peptide receptor-like. Gene Ontology annotation, molecular function: peptide binding; G protein-coupled receptor activity. Gene Ontology annotation, biological process: G protein-coupled receptor signaling pathway; cellular response to hormone stimulus. The record is from RefSeq and is a predicted model, not a curated record. Lineage: Eukaryota; Metazoa; Cnidaria; Anthozoa; Scleractinia; Pocilloporidae. Gene Ontology annotation, cellular component: plasma membrane.